AGAAGCACCUCCGACUCUGAAGAGGAGGAAGAACCGCUUCUCGGUGAUGACAAAAUCAUCCUCCACAGCUACAAGAUCCAGUCCACCAUCACGUCCCGCAUGGCCAACACGAUGGUCCAGACCAUAGUGGAAAACAGAGCCAAGCGCCCGCAGAAUCUGGCCUUCGAUGUCCAGGUCCCCAAAGAGGCCUUUAUCCACAAUUUCACUAUGAACUUCAACGGUAUCACAUUUACGAGCUCAAUCAAGGAGAAAUCGGCUGCUCGAACGCAGUAUGCCGAGGCGAGGGCCAGGGGCAAAGCUGCUGCCAUCCUCAGGAGCAACGCCCUUGACAUGGAGAACUUCAAAGCGGAACUCAACGUCCCAAGUGGAACCAAAGUCCAGUUUGAAAUUCACUAUCAAGAAUCUAUCCGGAGGAAACUGUCAACUUAUGAACAUAUCAUCCCUCUGCAUCCAGGGAGGCUGGCCAAAAAUUUGGAGGUGAAUGUCCACAUCGUCGAACCACAGGGGAUCAGUUUUGUCCACGUUCCUAACACCCUUAGUGAGCAGUUUAACGAUGCAGCUACAGUCAACAAAGAAAAGAAAAAGGCACAUGUAUCCUUCAAACCGAGCCUGGCCCAGCAGCGGGAGUGCUCCAAUUGUACCACCACAGCUGUGGAGGGCAAUCUUGUGGUGACCUACGAUGUCAACAGAGAGACGAAAGCUGGAGAGCUGGAGAUCUUCAAUGGGUAUUUUGUCCACUACUUUGCUCCGGAUGAUUUGGACCCUCUGCCGAAAAACAUCCUGUUUGUCAUUGAUGUCAGCGGCUCCAUGUGGGGAAUAAAAAUGAAACAGACCGUUGAAGCUAUGAAGACCAUCCUGGGUGAUCUCCGAUCCGAUGACCAGUUUUCUAUCCUGGAUUUCAACCACAACGUCCGGUGCUGGAGGGACAGUUUGGUGCAAGCCUCCAAAAUCCAGACCGAAGCAGCCAAGAAGUACGUUGAAGGAAUCCACCCCAAUGGAGGGACCAACAUCAAUGAUGCCCUUCUCCGGGCCAUGUUUAUUUUAAACGAAGCCAACUCUUUGGGGAUGCUGGAUCCAAGUUCUGUCUCCAUGAUAAUAUUGGUUUCGGAUGGAGACCCAACUGUUG
This is a messenger RNA of Thamnophis sirtalis, 1126 nucleotides long. NCBI's taxonomy places the organism in Eukaryota, Metazoa, Chordata, Lepidosauria, Squamata, Natricidae. The record is from RefSeq and is a predicted model, not a curated record.